Messenger RNA from Trematomus bernacchii (emerald rockcod), 2768 nucleotides. It is a transcript of the gene fpgt, whose product is annotated as fucose-1-phosphate guanylyltransferase. Gene Ontology annotation, molecular function: transferase activity, transferring phosphorus-containing groups. The transcript is spliced from 4 exons. The record is from RefSeq and is a predicted model, not a curated record. NCBI's taxonomy places the organism in Eukaryota, Metazoa, Chordata, Actinopteri, Perciformes, Nototheniidae. Bases 66 to 1802 code for a protein of 578 amino acids.
GACUGAAAGAGACAGAUUUGCAGCACAGUACCGUUAGAUAAAACUUAUGAGACACUAGUGACAGAAUGAGCCAGGAAUGUAGCACAAGGUUACAAAGUGCAACCAGAGAAAAACUCAGGAAGUUUGAUUCUCUGCGCGCUGGAGAGGUGCAGCCCGGUGAGUUUUGGGACGUGGUGGUGCUGACAGCUGUGGAUGAGAAGCAGAGAGAAGCCUAUGAGCUGCAGAUCAGAGAGAAGCUGCUCAGAAAAGAGCUUCCGGUCGGAGUUCAAUACAAAGUGUUCGCAGACCCGCCUGGAACUAAAAUAGGGAAUGGAGGCUCCACUCUGUAUGCCCUGCAGCAGCUGAAUGAAGUCUAUGGGAAGACUCUGUGCAGACUGAGGGUCAUCCUCAUCCAUGCAGGAGGGUUCAGCCAGCGCAUGCCGAGUGCCAGCGCUCUGGGGAAGAUCUUCAUGGCCGUGCCUCUGGGGGACCCUCUCUACCAGAUGCUGGAGCUCAAACUGGCCUUAUAUGUGGAUUUCCCGUCUCAGAUGAAGCCCGGUGUGCUGGUGACCUGCGCGGACGACAUCGAGCUCUACAGCACCUCAGAGGACGAGAGGGUUAAGUUCGACAAACCUGGCUUCACCGCAUUAGCCCACCCCUCCCCACUCUCUAUCGGGACCACCCAUGGAGUGUUUGUGUUGGAUUCAAAAGAAAAAUCGUCUAAUUCUGAAAUGGAAAACACCUCCUGCCUGCGCUUUCUGCACAAACCGAGCGUCGAUAAGAUGCGUGACACCGGGGCUGUUUGUAAAAGGCAGAGUGGUUGUUUUGUGCUUUCUGACGCUGAGUUUGCCUACACAGACAGCACCUAUUACAUUGAUUUUAAUACAGCGAUGUCUCUUCUCAAUCUGCUGAAGGAGUUAGGGCCUUUGGACUGUGAGGUGGACGCUUACGGAGACUUCCUCCAAGCACUGGGUCCUAACGCCACCAUAGAUUACACCAACAACACUGCGAAUGCCACCAAAGAGGAGAGCAGUCUAGUGGCAAUCCGCCAAAAGAUCUUCCAUCAUCUAAAAGGAACUCCUUUGAAUGUUAUCCUCUUGAACAACUCCAAGUUUUAUCACAUUGGAACCACGUCAGAGUACCUGUUUCACCUCACGGAGGAUGUGAUGCUGAGGACUGAGCUGGGUCUCCUGUCCUCUGCAUUCAGCGUGGAUAUGAAGGAAAACUCAGGAUGCUGCGUUAUGCACAGCAUCCUGGACCCCAGUGUCUCUGUGGGAGCUGGGUCAGUGGUGGAAUAUUCCAGACUGGGAGCAGGAGCUUCUGUAGGUGUUGGCUCCAUCGUAAGCAGCUGCUGGAUCCCUGCAGGACUCUCAGUGCCCGAUAGCGUCUUCAUGCAUUCCCUGUGUGUGAAUCACAAGCAGAAAACCAGGUUUGUAACCGUCGUCUUUGGCAUAAACGACGACUUGAAGCGCAGCGUGAAAGCCCCGGCGUUUAUGGAAGAUUUGAAUCUGUUUGGUGUCAGCGUCGCAGAGUCUUUGUCUCGCUGGGGGCUUGAGAACGAAGCCCUGAGGUUCUCCGGUGAUGCUUCAAACUGUAGUUUGUGGAGCGCUUGUUUGUCUCCUGUUUGCUCGGAUCAACAGAGCUCCUUUUCACUGACUCUGGAGAUGCUGCAGGCCGCGCUGAGUGGCUCUACUUUCACUUUACCCAGAGACACAAAGCUGAUGUCCAUGCAGGAGGCCUUACAGUGUAAAGACCUGCAGCAGAUGUUGGAGUUCAGAACAGGACUUUACGAAGACAUCAAACAGAGGAAACCUACCAACUGAAGACUUUAAUUCAGAUUAUGAGACUGUUUAGGUACCAGAAAACAUUGAUUGUGCUGUAAAUAAUUUAUUUAUGGUAGGAUUUUUUGAUUAUCAAAUGAUUGUUUCAACAGUGUGAAGAGCUGAUAUGGAUUUAGUCAUCUGAUUCACUUUUUAUGAAGUUAAUACUUACAUUUUUUUUAUUUAAAUAUAGCUUUCUGGUGAAGCGUUAAUCAACACUGUGCUAGAUUAACAUGCCCUAAGUCUUGUUAUAGUGUGAGACAAUUAUAUUGCUUUCAAAUAUACCUUUUUUUUUACAGUCAAGUGUGUCCAAUAACAUUAUUAGUUUCCAUAUUGUAUGGACUCAUUAUCGUUGCUUUUUUUCGAGAAUGACACGUCAACAUGUCUGCAAUAUGAAGACAUGAGAAAAUAUACUAAAAUAUCCAAAUACUUUAUAUAUUUUUCAAUGUCACACACAGUCACAGUGAUACACGGCUGCUUGCAUUUGGAGGGAGAUCGGUUGUCGUAGUUGUUGGGCAUUCCACUCUAAGGAGUUUAUUUUUAGCCCUCAGCCAUGAUCCGUGCUUUAUCUGGACCUGUGUGAUAGUGGCUCAGAGAGAUUGUAUUACUGCUUUACCAAACAAUACAGCACACAUCACAGGAGAAGAGACGCCUGAUCAAUGGGAAACUACAAAUCCAGACCAUCGCAGACAUGCACAGGUAAAGGACGGUGUGUUUGUCAUAGUUUUAUUAAUAUUAUAUGUAUCGACAGGACUGAGAAAGAGAUUUUAAAUGAAGAAGGAAAGCCUGGCGGUUUGUGUGGCUGCCAUUACUCAGCAAUACAAACACUGACAUGUACAAGCCAUUAAAAAAAAACAAGUGAUUGAUAAAGAUUAUAUGUAGGGCUUAAAAACUGUUGUUUGCACUAUUUGAUACAUGUUCAUUAAGAGAUAUUUCUGCAAAUGGAAAAUAAAAGCAUUCUAUAUCAGA